AUGAUAAAGAAAUGUAAGAUCACGGGGGCAAAGAUAUAUACCAUGGUGCAGAUAGGCGGCGAAACGGUGAGAGUUUGCAGAUUUUCGCCGGAUUCAACGUUACUCGCGACCGCUGGAGAUAAUGGACAAGUCUGUAUCUGGGAUCUGGUUCAUCGCAAUUUAAUCAGGUGCUUUCAAAAACACGAGGGUGCCGUGCAAAGCGUGUCCUUUUCGCCAGAUUCCAGCUGGCUGAUCACCUCGUGCACAUUAGGCGUUCUAAAGCUGUUUUCCACUGCCGAGCUGAUUGAUACUUGUACGUCCAGCAAUGAGGAUGCCACCGAACUCGUCUCAAUUGACGAUGCUCAUGACAUGGGAGUGGUUUCUUGCGACUUCUCCACUUUUCAAGAAGUCACAUGUAACGAGCCAUACACUAAACUUUAUCAACUGGUCUCGUGCGGCAAUGAUCACGAUGUGAAAUUGUGGGAAAUCAUAGUGAGCCAAAAUAAAUGCGAGGCCCAACCCUCUACUGCCAUUAUACAGCUUUGCAGAGUGAUGGAAAAGCACAGCAGUGCCUUAACUUGCGUCCGUUUCAGCAAUAACGGAUUAUACAUUGCUAGCUGUGGCCUCGAUAAAACGGCAGUAAUUUGGGAGACGAGCUCAGGAAAGGUAAUGACGAUACUCUCCGGUCAUAACAGAUAUAUCGCUUGCUGCGCUUUUUCGCGCGAUGGAAACUUAUUAGCUACAGGCUCUAAUGAUAAGUCGGUAAUUGUUUGGGACUCGACAGGAAAUUUAACUGUCGAUUCGGAACUUUCAAGAAACGUUGGAACGAAAUGGUUCAUGAAUGAUCCUGAAAAGGAUACUAUGCAUGAACACAAUGUGAUGAAAAACGUCGAAACGUAUGCUAACGAAGUGCGAUUGAUUCAAAGACUGGAGGAGCACAAUGGAGCGGUGAACAGCGUUGCCUUCUAUGGAAAUAAUCUUUUAGCCUCAGCAUCCAGCGAUAAACUGGUGCGUAUGUGGAGUGUAGAAACUGAAGAGGAAGACGGAGAGGAAGUAAUUAAAAUACAAGAGAAGCCUUUCAGUCCACUCGACGCGCAUACUUAUAGCGUCAAUUACGUGGAAUUUAGUCCAUGUGGUUCCAUGCUCGCCUCUUGUUCUCUCGAUGGAACGGCUAUAGUUUGGAAUACAGAAAACGGAAGCCAAGCAAGAUCCUCGUUUGUCAAUUCCGGGACAGGUAUCCGUGUAUGCCGAUGGUCACCAGAUGGUACAAAAAUUGCUACUGCUGGUGAUGACGAGAAGACAACAUUAUGGGACGUGGAGACUAUGGAUCAGUUACAGGAAUAUUAUAGAGUUUUCGAGGGUCACGCCGACGCGAUAUCGGCCAUCGCAUUUACGCAUGAUUCCCGUUAUUUGGUGACCGCGUGCAACGAGGGUACUUGGCGUCUUUUCGAUACUCUGGAUGAGAAGAACGGUUCCGAAGCAUUGAUGGUUUGCGAUGCAAGUCACGAUCUGGGUGUUCAAGGAUGCGAUUUCAGUCCUACUACUUCAGGUUCCGCCAUAUGCACAAGAGACACAGACAUGAACCUCGAUGAGCAAAUAUAUUUACUGGCAACGUGUGGUAACGAUUCGUUGGUUAAAUUAUGGCAUAUAAUCAUAUCGAACGAGUCAUCAUCUAAUCCGGACAGUACCAGCUCAAGCAAUACCGGAACGCGUUAUAAGGAAAAAAAAUCCUUAACCGGACAUGGUGGAAAUGUAAUGUGUGUCCGUUUUUCGCCUAUCCAUGGAGAAGUCUUAGGUAGCGUCGCAACGGAUAGAACAGCUCGCAUAUGGAGUGUAUUUUCUGGAAGCUGUCUAUACGUCCUGGAAGAUCACGACAGUCUCGUCACAUCCUGCGCAUUUUCUGAGGAUACGUCACUCUUCGCUACAGGUGCGCUGGAUAAAACUGUUUUGGUUUGGAAGAUGCCUCAGCAAUUAGUAUCACAAAGUAAUUUAAUGGACAGUUUGAGAAACAAAAAAAAGAGGGUUGCAGAUUGGAAGAUGCACGAUACUUUGAAAUGGUUAAAUGAUAUUGAAUUAUCUAGACUUUCUAAGCAAGUGCUUCCUCUGGGAUUGACCGGACGACAUUUGUUGUCCAUGUCAGAGAACGAGCUCAUAUCCCGGUUGCAAAUAGAAGACGACGAAGAGGCGGUCGAAAUACUAAAGAAGCAAUUAUAUUGGCUGAAGCGUGAAGAUUGCAAUGUUACGGAGAAUAUAGAUGAAUCUGAGAUUCCUCAUGAGUUCUUAUGUCCUAUAACACACGAGAUAAUGAAAGAACCUGUGCAGUGCUCAGAUGGAUUUACUUAUGAGAGAGCAGCUAUAAACGAAUGGUUUCUGUGCGGAAAAUACACCAGUCCAAUGACGAAUGAAUCAUUGCACGACACUUCCUUCACUCCGAACUUCGCUCUCAGAAAUGCUAUACUCACUUUACUCCAUGGCGAAGGACCACAAUAAUAAUCGCACCUAUGAGAGAAAAAAAAGAGAAUAUUAUACGUGUGCACAUGUCGGCAAUUUAUUAUACAUGAUAAGCAAUUUUAUUCUGUGGUAAAUUAUUAUUAUACCUAUUCGGCGGUUUUAACAUUCAACGCAAUAACAUUCACUCUCCUUAUAAGAAUCGGAAAGAAUUCGAACUUCGCGAUCGGCAGUGGCGGACCAAUUUAUAUAAAAAUAUAAAGGACUUUGUGGUGAUGUCAUAUAAUUAAAAAUUACCACCACAAGAUACCUAAGGACAAAUACAUAAAUUAUAAUCCUUCAAUUUUACCCUGGAGAUCUUGUAUUCUCGGAAUGUAAUAUUUAAUUCAAAGUGUUUUGAAAUUGUGGAAUCAUUAGAGAUAAGAAUACAUUUUGUAUGCUAAUAAGUAAUGAACAUUAUUAACUUUGCCUAGAAGCGGUAUAUAUCUAAAAGCCGCUAUUAAAUGACUUCGAUCUUCGAUAUUGUGAAACAAUGUCCACAAAUGAAUAUUGUUGAAAGAUUCCCGAAUAUUCGAUGAUAUAUGAGCGCGUGUACUAUACAUAUAUGUAACAAAAUCCAGAUACCUGAUGCAAAGCAACAAGUACAAGUUUACGAAAAUUUAUGGACAAUCUUCGAGAUUAUGAAUAGCGGAGAAGCGCUGGUCUAAAUAUCGGAUAUUACAGAUCAAUAAGCGAACGUACAUAUACACGUACGUAUAUGUAGAUAGACAUAUCGUGAGAAUGCAUGGAUUUUAUAUAUUAGUUCUAGGCAUAAAACAGGAUUUAUAAAUCUUGCAAUUGAGUCGCACACAUCUUGCGAAUGUGACAUGUGUUUUUGUCACUCUGUUUUACUAAUCUCUCCUAUAUUGCAGACUUUUUAUAACUAAAAUAACUCGCGUUUUUUCGAAGAUUCGAAGAAUCGAAAAAGAUGCAGAAAUGUCACACAGGACAAAGAGUUUACAAGUUUCUGUAAAGAAUUUUCGAUAUCAAUAUUAAGUAGUAGAGCUAAUUUCGAGUCUAAGAUUGCAUUGACAGGGUUAACUUUUGCAGUAAAAAAAUUUAGCAUUAUUUAGGGUCAAAGAAAUAAGAGAUUUCUUUAGUUUCUUUAGAUAAUUUCUUUAGAUGCUAAAUAAUUCCUAAGAUUAUUUCAACUGCAAAGUUGCAAUUCUUUAUAUUACGAUAUUGAGACUUAAGUAAAUGAGAACGGCUGAAAAACAAAUUUUCGAUUUAGUAAUUAAUGAAAAUUUUAAACGUUAUAAAAGGCGUUUUAGAAUGAAUAACUGAUAAUAUAUAAAUAUUCUGUGCCUAAUGUAAUUAACGACGAGGAAUACUUCUUGAGAUAUCAAUUUUUUACGGCAUUACAUUUUAUUAUACAUUUUAUCGAAUAUUUAUGUCACUUUAUAUAGAAUUCGCACGUAGAAAUAUUAAAACAUAUAUAGCUUGCGUGUGAUAAAAUAGUAUGUUAUUUUUAGUCACAAACAUUAAUUAGUAUUUUAUUUAUUCGUUACAUUUUUUAAAAUAUUUAACGAAGAAAAUGUUCUCUUUCUCUCUUUCUUAACGUAUAAAUUGUUAUCGAUGACAAUUAUUGAUAUACAAAGUUGUUCAUUAUUAUUAAUUGUGAAUACUAUAGAUUUUGUUAUACACUUCCUCGAUAGGCAAUAUAAACGUAUAAUCAUUUUAUGAUCACACGGUAUUAAUUCUUACAUUAAUCUUAAGCAUUAUAAACAAAAGAAACUAUAUAUAAAAUUGUAACAGAAGCGACAAGACCAUGUAUAUUUAUACGGUCAAACGAGUAUAAAUCGUCAAUUAAUUUUUUUCGAGAGAUUAGCACCGUAGUGAUUUUCUUUAAAAUCGUCGAUUGUUUCUAAUUAAUAGCAUAUAUACACAGGUUUGUAUGUGAUUUCUACAAAUUUUUCGAUCACUCAUUAAGAACACGGUUUUAUAAUUGUAUGUCUUCAAAUUAACACUCGAAUUCAAAAAGUCUGUAUUUCUGUGAUAUAAUUGAGAAAUCGUUUGAAACUUGUGUAUCAGAAUGGUGAUGGUUUUGAUGUAAAAACGCGAUCGAUCAUGGCACGUUUAAAAUCGCAUUAUUAUCAAAGAAAGUCUGACCCAAUCGAGCUUGAGCGUGUUAAGUGAUUUUGCAGUUAUAAACAUAAUUUUUCUGUAUGGCUACAUGUAUAUAUAUACAAAUAAUAAAAUCGAUAAUGAUAAUAAUAA
Molecule: messenger RNA, 4683 nt
Organism: Formica exsecta
Lineage: Eukaryota; Metazoa; Arthropoda; Insecta; Hymenoptera; Formicidae
Product: WD repeat, SAM and U-box domain-containing protein 1-like
Exons: 16
Coding region: 1-2469 (822 amino acids)
Biological process (GO): protein ubiquitination
Molecular function (GO): protein binding; ubiquitin-protein transferase activity
Source: RefSeq, a predicted model, not a curated record